ACUGGAGUAGUAUAAUUUACUAACUUCUUUUUUUGACAAUUAACACAUAUUAAUAUUGAUACAGAUGAUAGUAACGUUUUCAACGUGAAGCCAAGAGAACUGCAUGUAAGAGGGAACCACUCAGCAUUGUUUGAACUUUUUUUCAAUCCGAACGCAAGCAACAAUUUAUUUGGACGCGAGAUUGUCGCUUCCAUUUUCACAAAACACACGGAGGACAUCGUAUUUCCGUUUGUCAUAACGAUUACAGUAAUAGGUCGGGUUAAAUUUAAUUAAAGAUCAAGUUAUAAUUUCGCAAUACUAGACGUUUUAUUUUAAUAUUUUAUCAAUUGAAUUUGUAGUAAUUUAUACCAUUUCUAGGUCAUUCGUUUCCUGCUACAUCGAACGGAUGGAUUCCGCAAUACGAAAUACCUCAAACUGUAAUAAUGCCGCCGUGUGUGCCUCCACAUCCGGUCUACACGACGUUCCUGCUCAGAAAGUUCGGUCAUUUACCCCUGAUGUUUCAAUUUGUUCCACCACCGAACUGUCGUUUCACUGUAAAGCCAAUGCUCGGCUUGAUUCACGAGAAUUUUCAAAUAAUUAUGGUAGAAAUGUCGCCGAAAAUCGAGGACGAACAGAUUUAUCUAGAACGGUGGACAAUAUAUUUCAACGGGAAUACCAAGAACGCAAGUUACAUAGACUUCAAGGGCUACGCAGAGUAUGCAAAUAUAAUGUUCCUGAACGGCGGUGUAUUAGAUUUCGCGGUGACAUUGCCGCGAUGUCAGCAGUUUAAGGAACUUGGAUUUCGAAACGUCACGAGACAUAAGAUUAAGUAAAUCAAUGGGAAUUUGUCCCGGAAAUUGGCCUACUUGACACAUUAUUCAUAUAUCGACGUAUUGGUAUAAUAG
Molecule: messenger RNA, 884 nt
Organism: Megalopta genalis
Lineage: Eukaryota; Metazoa; Arthropoda; Insecta; Hymenoptera; Halictidae
Source: RefSeq, a predicted model, not a curated record